GCUAGGGCUGGGGGUGAGCUGGAGUGGGCGGAGCUGGAGCGUCCAUGGCAGUGGGCGCGGCGGCGUUGGAGGCGCUCAUCCCUGGGGCAGCAAGCACAGCGGGUGAAAUCAGGGUUUGAUGGGGCGCAGGGUUGGAUCGAUUGGGGGCGCGUAGGAGAGGCUGCCUAGACAAGCCAGACAUGGUAGGCGUAGAUGUAGCACCUUGGCUGGCGUCGCUGCCCCUGGCGCCCGAGUUCCACCCCAGCGAGGAGGAGUUUGUGGAUCCCAUUGCCUACAUUCUCAAGAUUGAGCAGGAGGCCAGUCACUAUGGUAUCUGCAAAAUCGUUCCCCCAUACAGCCGGGCCCCCGAGAACACGGUGCUGUCCAACCUCAAUGCGUCUCUCGCGGCCACCCAAGACGCUACCACUGCCGCCGCCACGGCUCCGGGAUCUUGCUCCAUCCACGCCGCCACUCCUCUGGCGCGUAGCAUGUGUAGCGCCGUCGGGGGAGAAGGAGACGCUCGGGUUGUCAUGCCGCAGAGUGUGGAUUCGACGGCGAAAUUCACGACGAGGAGGCAGCAGCUGGGAUGGAACCCGAGGAGACCGCGCGGGGGAUCGCAGUACAGAGCGCAAAAGCAGGUCUGGGAGAGUGGCGAAUACUACACACUGGAACAGUUUGAGGACAAGGCCAAGGCCUUCUCCUCUACCACUCUCGGCCCUGGCUGCGACGACUUGAGCCCGCUGGCAGUGGAAACACUCUUUUGGAAUGCCGAGUUCUCCAAGCCUAUAUCCAUCGAGUACGCAAACGAUAUUCCAGGCUCUGCGUUUCUAGACUCGGGUGCUGGAGCUUUCCAAGGAGAAGAUGGCCGAGAGCUGGCCGGCAGUGGGUGGAACAUCCGCAACAUUGCCCGCUCCCACGGCUCGUUACUCAAGUGCAUGCCGGAUGAAGUCCCUGGCGUCACCACUCCAAUGGUGUACCUUGGUAUGCUCUUCAGCUGGUUUGCUUGGCACGUCGAGGACCACGAGCUCCACAGUCUCAACUAUCUGCACACGGGUGCUCGGAAAACGUGGUAUGCGGUGCCAUCGGAUGCAGCCUGUGCUCUGGAGGAAGUCAUUCGUUUGUAUGGCUAUGGCAGCCGCUUGAAGCCCCGAGCCGCGUUCACUCUUUUGGGAGAGAAGACGACUGUACUCUCGCCCGAAGUCUUGGUUGCCGCGGGAGUACCAUGUUGCAGGCUCGUGCAAAAUCCGGGAGAGUACGUCAUUACGUUUCCAAGAGCUUACCAUCUGGGCUUCAGUCAUGGUUUCAACUGUGGAGAGGCUGCGAACUUUGCUACACCUGCGUGGCUGGAGGUUGCGCGCGAAGCAGCAGCAAGACGAGCAUCUAUGAGUCAUCUCCCAAUGCUCUCACACGAACAACUUCUCUACUUAUUUACAAUGUCGCUUGCGAAGAGUCCAAGCAGCCCGCAGCUUCAACUAUCGACAUUUAAGGUUGAAAGCGCGGUAAAGACGGCUUUUGUGAACGAAGUUAAGCAGAACAACACGGUCAUUGCCAAGCUGCUGGAAUUUGGAGUGGAAGGAUGCGUCUUUUUGAGAGAAUGCAAAACACCUGGCACUCGUCCACAGGCAACGGCAGCUGAAACAAUGAUCGCGUCUCAGGCUUGCGAAACUGAAACGCAACAGACAAGUCAUUCUGACACUGGCUCGCUCCACGCAGAGAAAAACAACGACAAGCCUUUCUCCGUGGAAAGUAAAUCUUUCUCGCCAGAUAGAUACGGAAAUGCGAACGAAGCAUCUCGGAUAGCUCCUUUGCCUACUCCGUGGGGUGCACUACCUUGUGCAGCCUGUGGAAUCUUAUGCUUUGCAAGCAUGGCUUUGGUGCAACCGACGGCAACUCCAACUUUUUCUUAUCGCCAGCGCAAGCAGCCGCAAAAGUGCCGUACGAGUCAGGCAGGAGUUUUGCCACCUUCCAGCCUCGUGGACGUUUCCGACAUUCCGAAGGUAGACACGGGGUCAAUUCAGAAAAAACUGUCUCAUUUUUCAGGAAUAUGCCAACUAAACAGUGCGCACGAAGAACCCGAUGCCGGGGACUGCGACAUGCUACCCGAACUGAGCUCCCUCUCCGAUGACAACAUCCCAGAUAGUGAAGCGCUCCAGAAACUCCUGAAAGUUAGAACCCGUUUGACUCGGCCUUCUCUCGAGCUAUUAGCAGAGAUGUACAAGGAUGAUCUGAAGGAAGACAUCGAGCAGUGUGGACCCGAUGUUCCUCCUGAUGCGGUCAUAAGUACGGAUGAGGUGGGAACAUCUGUCGACGCACCGUGGCUGGUCCUUCGAGAUGAGCCAUGUGUCGCAGACUCGGACCAGGAACUUCAAAACCAGGCAGUGGUGGAAGCUGGAGCAGGCCGGUCGCUGUCGGCAAUAUUUGUUUCGAAAGGCUUGUGGUUCGGAGAAGAGCCAACGAAGGAUCUUGAUAUAUUGGAUAACGCGUCGGCCACUGCUACGAACGUGACAGAAUGUGAUAGUCACAGAGAAACGGAAAUUCCUGUUGUUCAAGCUCCAGUCUGUAGCUUCAACUGUGAAUCCAACAACAUUUUCUCCACCAACGAACUAGACGAAGAUUGUUCCGCGGUCGAGGUCGACGCUGCAAAUCCGAUCCUUUCUUGCUCAAACAACGAGGCAGAUGUGGAUAAGACAAUUGGAGCAUGGAAGUUCUAUAGGGGCUCUGCCCGACCUUAUGUCUUAUGCCUUGAGCAUGCGGUGGAGGCUGUGACGAAGCUACAACCCCUUGGUGGAGCAACUGUUCUUGUUAUCUGCCAUCCAAAUUAUGGUUCCAUUCAAAGAAAAGCAGAAGAGCUGGGUCAAGGAAUGCACGCCAUUUUCAACUGGCAGCAGAUACCUUUGCGCGAGGCAUCUGAAGCAGAAGUCGAGAUAGUAAACAAGGCAAUCCAUUUGAAGAUAGACAACAGCCUUGGCUGGAACUGGUGUGCGAAGAUGGGGAUUGGAAGCAGAAGAAAUAGGAAAGGUACUGCUGGUAUAGUGAGCUCGGAAGUGAGAUUAGAACAGGAGGAUCGAAAAACAGAAGCUGAGGCUGAAUCGGAAAUACCUUUAACAACGAAACCCGAAGCGGAAAAGAAAAUGAUUUGGUGCGGAAGGCAGUGGAAAGCAAGUCAGGUGCAUCCACUGUUAGGGGGUGGAAAAAGUGCUGCACAUUUACUGAGCCAAGUCUUACGAAUCCAGAAACGUUUGCAGCCGGCUAUGAAGAUUAGAAAUAGUUUUCCUGGACUAUCUAGUCAACCAUUGAAGAAGUUGAGGAAAGACGGUUGGGAGCAGCAGGAAAGAGUAAUGACAGCAGCUAUUUUGCGGAAGUCAAAACGAAAUGCUGUCGCCCGGGAAGGAAGAAAGAAAAGACUAAAGUUUGAUGGUUUACAAGCCCGGCUACAACAAGCUCAGCAUGGCGUUUGCAAGCAGGCUGUGUUUUCGCUAGAAUGCAACUCUAGUGAAAACCAGCAAAAUGACCAAGAUUCGACGAAGAAUCACGGAGGAACGAACGUACAAGGGUGGCUACUUACUACUUGUGAGACCUCGUUUAAUCCGGCUAGUUCCUCGACAGGGUGCCAAAGAAACUCAGAUUUUGACUCGGCCGAGCUGGUUAAGUGGCACGAUGUUCCAGUAUCGUGUUCUCCGUCGUUAGGCCCUCCCAUGCAAGCCUAUGAAUGGUCGAGUGACAUAUCUCCGAAUGGCAUAUGCAGCACAUCUCAACAGGACACCGGUUUUGACGAGAUGCAAGAGUGGGAUCAGAGGCCAGCCGAUCGAGCUAGAAAGCUGGUUGCUCGUUUGAAGAGGAGGAGUGGCGACAGUCAAAUGCUGGUGUUGUCGAAGAAAGCCAGGAUAGAGUGCGUAGAAAACUCAGACGAGCUUAACAGUCUCAUGGAGGACAUUCCGGACAGCGUCUCGGGGCUAAUUGCCACUGACGCGUAUGCCGACGAGUCUGAAGAGGACGGCAAGGACGAUGAGGUUGUGGUGGACGAGAGUGCUAGUGACAUUGACGAGUACUUUCUGAGGAGCGGAAGUGCUUCCGACACCUCUCCUCCCAAGGCGCUGCCGUGCUUUGCUGCAAGCAGGAAGCGGUCUUCCAGCAAGUCGCGGGUGAAGCGUGCAACGUGGGAGAAUCUGCUUAACAGGCUCGCUGCGCCAGCCGAAGAAGUGGCGCUGAUCCAGAACCAGGACUCGUUCCCUCUCUCGUGUGUCACGGAAACGGGCUGGGAAGGAAUCGAGUGUGGUACUUACCGGAGCAAGAAAUCUGAAACGCCGCAGGGUGGUAAGAAAAGGGGAGGUGGCGGGAAGAGAGCAAAGGCAGCAGGAGCAGCGGCGGCGACGACGACAGCAGCAGCAGGAAAUGGUGGUGGUGGGAACGUGGGUGUGGUGGCGGCGGACGAGAUGGACGACGCAAACAACCCGUUCCCGUGCGACGUAGAGGGGUGCACGAUGAGCUUCAACUCGGAGCAAGAGCUGGCGCAGCACAAGAAGAACAAGUGCACGUUCAAGGGGUGCGGCAAGCGCUUCUUCUCGCACAAGUACUUGGUGCAGCACCGGCGGGUUCAUAUGGACGAGAGGCCGCUCAAGUGCCCGUGGCAGGGAUGCACAAUGUCCUUCAAGUGGGCGUGGGCGAGGACGGAGCACAUACGAGUCCAUACCGGCGAGAGGCCGUAUUCGUGCCCCGAGUGUGACAAGACGUUUAGAUUCGUGUCCGACUUUAGCAGGCACAAGCGCAACACGGGUCACGCCAGAGCGUGAAGAACACACAACACACAAAAGGAAACAAGUCGCCAACUUUUUUACACAUGCGAGGUAAUGUUUCUUCCUCUGAUCGUGGAGUUCGUCGAUUUGUCAUUGUUUUACUCUCCCAUUCAUUCGCUGGAAGAAAGAGAUUCUUGGGAGCUGUGAUCUCCUCCUUGUAUACUAGCUGACGGGAAAUAUAUAAAAGAGUGUCGCAAGGCACACACAGGGUGGCGGACAAA
This is a messenger RNA of Selaginella moellendorffii, 4993 nucleotides long. RefSeq names its product lysine-specific demethylase JMJ705. Gene Ontology annotation, biological process: chromatin remodeling. NCBI's taxonomy places the organism in Eukaryota, Viridiplantae, Streptophyta, Lycopodiopsida, Selaginellales, Selaginellaceae. Gene Ontology annotation, molecular function: histone H3K4me/H3K4me2/H3K4me3 demethylase activity. Gene Ontology annotation, cellular component: nucleus. The record is from RefSeq and is a predicted model, not a curated record. The transcript has 9 exons. Bases 180 to 4769 code for a protein of 1529 amino acids.